AGCAGGAUUUUUCGGCAUUGUAUAGUAGAUUAGUAUCGCUGGCGGCAGAAUAUCGACUUCUUUCGCCAUUUUCACGAGACUUUAUUGUUCGACCUCGCCUAGUUAGUCAAACCCACUGAGUAUCUCAUCAAAAUUACGUCAAAUGCUAUGCCGAUUGCCGUGAAAUCUACUAUCGUCUAUUUACUACCGUUAUGGUAUCAACGAAAAACAUGCUAAUCAACUAAUAUCGGACUGGAACAAUAAAAUCGUAGAAAAUAGUGCUUCAAUAUCUAAGAGCUAGAACAUACACGAUUAUGUUAUUAGGAUGAAAAGGCUCAGCCGCGUAAAUGUAUGUACAAGAGGCGCCAAGUGUAAGUUUGUUUUUUAAGACAAAACAUCCGGCAAAGCAUUUUUUAUAUUUUACAUCGCUCACGAAUGAAUAAUUACGGAUUUUUAUACCGUCGCAACGUUAGUCAAUGAAACGGCUGGCGUCCAACUGUGCCUGGAUAGCUUUCUCGUCGCCUGAAUCACGGACGAACGAUUGCAUGGAAAUUGUUGUGUUCGCCAACGUAUCGAGUCCGUCAGGCGUGAGCUCGUGAGCUUCUUUACAAUUUUGAGCAAGCGACGCGCGUACGUGCAAUAUUGUCCAAUUGAGCCAUUGAGUGCAGAAUAAUUGAGCGAUAAAAAUUACUGCAUGCGCUGCGAAGAACUCCGAGCGUACGGAUCGUUCAGCAACGAUCCAUCAAGGUUAUAUCGAAAAGCGUAUCUGCGCUGCUCUGUUCUUUCCGUUCUCGAUGAUUCAAUUGGACGAACGGAAUAAAAUAUGAUCGUCGAAAAUAAGGUCGGCGAUAAAGCUCAGCCUGCUCGCGCGAGAGCCGAUCGCGCCGUGCAGAAUAAUAAAAUAUUUACUGGAUGGUUUUCCAGCGGUGUGCGAGCCGCGGACAGACGAUGGACCGCGCGUUGCUCCGUGCAAGAGCCAAGUAUUCCAGCGGCCCGAGUAAAGGAGCGCUCUGAGCGUGCAAGCGAUCUCAAGUCAGAGCGGCAGGGCAAAGGUCUGGCAGACUGGCACGCUGAGCAAUGGGAGCUUCAUCAGAGUGCAAAUAAAAAGGAAUGCGAGUCGUUCGAUUUACGAUACAGCGCCAAGUCUCUAAUCUUGGAGACGAAUAUCAAAACCGAAUGGAACAACCACAUGAACAAUCAUCGUCUAGCUGACAGAAUAGGGGAAAUUUCUCGCUGGCAUCGUAUCUUUGAAAUAUUACAAGAGCGUCUUCAGCAGGAAAUCCAUUUAUUGAUCGAAGAAAGAGCAGACACAGAAAAAGAGCUGGAACUUUUAGAUCAUCCCGAGCAAAUUACAAUCAGAUGUAUAGCCAAAAGAAAUAAUCGUAACUGUUCCGAGAUCACAUACGACGAGGGGGACAUCGAACUGAAAAAAGAACUUGAUCUUAUUGAACAAAUGAAAAAUAUUAUGAUCAAUGACAUAAAAACAGCAUCUGACAAGAUUAACCGUUUAGAAGAAAUAAAGUCUAAAGUAAUGAAUGAAAUAAAAAACAAAUCCGAAGCAAUAAAAAUCGAUACUGAAAAUUACGAUCUAAAUCGAGAUUUUCCCAAUUUUACGUACAAACCGUAUGCUCUAAAUAUCUCUGAAAACUCAGUGUCAUAUGCAAAUUGGCUAGAGCACACGCAAAAUCUAAAGAGAGAAACUGAAAACGAGCUGAGCGAUACUUAUACUUUGAGAGAAACUAUGCAUAUUACCAAAGAAAAGUCAAAACAUGACGUUAGAUUUCAACAAGAUGCAACGGAUUAUGCUUUGAGACGAAGAUCUUUUGCCUCUCGGAAAGCAAGAAAUGAACUUGAAUGGCAAAAUUUAAAGCUUAUAAAAGAAAUGGAAUAUUUACGUAAGCAAUUGGAAGAAUUGGAAAGUGCUUUGCGAGCAAAGACAGAUGACGUAAAAUGCGUUCAAACCAGAUUAGAAAAUCGAACCUAUCGUCCUGGCUUUGAGCUUUGCCAAGACGAUCCGGAACUCGGUUUGAAAGAUGAAUUAUUGACAUUACAGAAUACAAAAGAAGAACUUGCCAAAAAGAUUGAUAAUACUCAAUCAAAUUAUUUCGACUUGGAAAAACUUCUGGAUCGCGUUAAUAACGAUUUGAACAAUAAAAAACACUCUUUGACCACUGAUGUGAUGUGUUUAGAUAUGCGUACCACUUUAAUCAACAGAGACGGAAGUAGAGUAUGGAACGAAACUGAUAGAAAUAUUAUUCUAAGAGGUCUAAUUAAGGAACUUCCUUUAGAAGCAAAAAAGGCUUUCCAUGCAUAGUAGUCUUAUCGAAUGUUGUUUAUUUAUCGUAAUAUUUCUAUUGAUAUUUUAUUUGUCAUAUAAAAUGACGUGGAUAUACAUUUUUGUACUUAAGAGUAAAAAUUAAAAUAUAUUUAAAAUACAUUUUAC
Messenger RNA from Phymastichus coffea, 2422 nucleotides. RefSeq names its product tektin-2-like. Gene Ontology annotation, biological process: cilium assembly; cilium movement involved in cell motility. Gene Ontology annotation, cellular component: nucleus; microtubule cytoskeleton. The record is from RefSeq and is a predicted model, not a curated record. NCBI's taxonomy places the organism in Eukaryota, Metazoa, Arthropoda, Insecta, Hymenoptera, Eulophidae. The transcript is spliced from 7 exons. Bases 803 to 2293 code for a protein of 496 amino acids.